This is a messenger RNA of Hydatigera taeniaeformis, 3228 nucleotides long. NCBI's taxonomy places the organism in Eukaryota, Metazoa, Platyhelminthes, Cestoda, Cyclophyllidea, Taeniidae. The record is from the annotation of a GenBank genome assembly.
AUGGAUGCAGCAACAAUGCAAGAAAUUGCGGAAGUAAAUACAGAGAAGGAAGAAGGAAUGGAGCAAGUACGAAAAAUGUGCUAUAGAAGACAAUGUCUCCUGCCUAGCCUAAUUAUAUUCUGCACGGCCAUCUACGAAAUUGCUGAGGCGCUGCUCAAAACCUCAACUCGUCUCCAUAUCCUUCGUCUUUCUUGCCUCUACGUUACACAAGACUCCAAAUUGUGCAGUCACGAACCAAAUAAAACCAUGGAUGUAGAAGUUGAUGGACGUAUUCAGAGCGUGGCCGCACCCUACAUUAUCAGUUACACUGUGCUACUGAAUGGACCUGCGACAAUUUCCUGCCUCUUCCUUGGCUCGUGGUCGGAUCACCACGGUAGAAAGAAAGUAUUGAUGCUUUCGCUUGUGGGCCAAAUCCUUGCCUGCGUCUCUUGUAGCGUUUCUUAUCUACCAGGGGUGGGCCACAUUCCAGGAGGCACAUUGUGCCUCCUAAUCGGAGUUCUCAUUUACGGCGCAUGCGGUAAAAGCACCGUUUUCCUGAUCGGUGCAAGCAGCUACGUGACGGACUGCAGCACGAAGGAGCGGCGCACUCGCCUACUCAGUCGCCUCAUCGGUGUGGGUUUCUUUGGCAACUGCAUUGGCUAUGCAUUCGUUUCUAUUUUUAUCACUUUUCAAUGGAUUUUAAUGGCAGUCAGCAUUACCGCUGUAGUCCUUUUUGUAGCCAUACUCCUUUUCGUCAAAGAAACCGUCAUAUACGACCCACAUAAGAUAAUGAAUGAGCAAGUUAUAAAAGCCCAUGUCCCAGCUAAAGACGUUGAGGUCAUGGAAGAAGAAGAAGAAGAAGAAAGGAAAAACCGGGUAGAGAAGAAUGAAUCCUACCCGAGGACCGAUGAUUGUGAGAACGCAAUGCUUGUUCCUAUGGAAAGGAGAGAGCCUACUGGAUUGUGUUUUACAGUAGCUCAUAUUGCGUAUUUUUUAUUGAGGAAGCGUGAUCGAUGCGAUCGGGUGCACAUAAUCACACUCCUCCUCUGCUGUUUCAUCAGCCACAUGGUGAAGGUAGGUGAGAACGAUGCAAUGCUGCUCUACGUGACCCGCGAGGGAGUUGGCUGGAAUGACAAGAUUUACGGGGCCUACCUGAGUGCCAACUACGUAGCGAUGUCUCUCCAGUUGCUAGUGGUUUACCCACUGUUAGAGCGGCUCUUCAAUCCCUCUGAUGAAACUUGCAUCAUCUUUGGAGCUUCAGUCAGGAUUUUGACAUUCGCAGCCACUGGUUUGACCAAUAAAACCUCCCUCCUCUUUGCUUACGGCCUUCUUGGCUCCUUUGGAGCUUUUGUAACCUGUGCUGGACGUUCUAGUUUAACAAAACUGACAUCAGAGGAGGAGGUUGGUACAAUGCUUGCGCUGACGAGCUUUCUGGAGGUCCUUUCAGCAACCAUUGGCUCCAGCUUAUUUACAGAAGUCUUUGUCGUCACCCGAGAAUAUUUUACCGGAACCGUCUUCUUCAUUCUUGCUGCUUUGCAAGGUGGCAUUUUAAUGAGUCUAUUAAGAAGAGCCCUCGGAGCCACCAUUCAGAAUAUUCGAUUGAGUAACAUCGAAUUUCCUUUUACACCUCUCCUUAUCCGUAUUUUAAUCAUUUUACUGGAGUUAUUGCAUCAUCGUAUGAAUAGGGAUGAUCGACUCCUCACCGGCUUGGCUAAAAAGGCGCUAGCCAACGAGCACAAUUGGAAACCCAAAAUGUUCCAAAAGAUUCUGCCGAACCUUGUGAUAUUCAUUUUUUCAAUCUACAAGAUUACUGAAACUCUCCUUCAAACAUCAACCCGACUACAAGUCUACCAUCUAGUUUGUGCCUAUGUAACACAAACUGACACGUGGGACUUGAAGUCAGUAUGCUAUUCCUUUGUUGAGUCUGACACCACACCGGAACGACUGGACCAACCAAUUCAGAGACAGGCUGCACCCUUCAUUAUCGGGUAUCGCAUUCUCCUUAACCUACCCGCUAUGUUUGUUUGUCUCGUUCUAGGUAGCUGGUCUGAUCAAAAUGGACGCAAGGGUCCAAUGAUACUGCCGAUAAUUGGCGCCUGCUUAGCUUGCUGUGUCUUCGGGAUCAGUCUCAUACCAGGCUAUUCAUCGAUUCCUUUCCAAAUGGCAUGGCUUCUUGCCGGUGCCCUUCUCUAUGGACUUUGUGGCAAGAGCAAUGCUCUAGGCAUGGGAGCUCACAGCUAUAUUACCGACUGCAGCACGGAAGGAGAACGAACCACUCGCAUCAGCCGACUUUUGGGGACAAAUUUUGUCGGACUCUGCAUUGGUUCGUUGCUAGUCACAGUUUUCUAUUAUUUUUCUUCCUAUGGUUGGGUUCUCCUCUUUGCCACGGCCCUCAAUUUAAGCAUACUAAGUCUACUCGUCCUCCUGGUAAAGGAUAGUGUCGUCAAUAACUCCUCAGAAUCCCCUUCAGAUAACUAUGGGUCACUAUGCAUGCUGGAAUACCGAAAACAAAAGCAACAGAUAAGAUAUGAAGAGGAGUUGAAUGAGGGAAAUGUCCUCAAGUCAGAAGGAGAGAAGGAAAAGAAGUAUUGCUGCUGUCAGACUGUUAGAACAUCACUUAAAGAAUCUUGGGAUUAUAUUAUAAAGGUAAGACCCAAUGGACGCCACGUCUACAUUCGUAUUCUGCUCGGUGCAGUGCUAUUCAACCAAGUUACAAAGGCCGGAGAACAAGACAGCCUUCUACUUUUUGUGGUACGCCAAGGUGUGGGCUGGUCGGACGGAAUUUAUGGCGCUUACCUGGCUACAUACUAUGCUUCCAUGGCUUUAAAUCUAAUCUUGAUCUUCCCCAUAGUUGAGCAUUUAUUUCGACCUUCCGACAUAAGUCUCAUUCUUUUCGGCUUGGCAAUGAAGACAGUCCGAUUGUUGGGCACAGCAUUGACGACUAACACCGUGUUGAUUUUUGUCCUCGCUGUGCUCGGUUCCCCUGCAGGCUACAUAAUUUCGGCUCUUCGUUCGCUGAUCACGAAACUAGUGGAUUCAGGAGAAGUUGGGACCAGUUUUGCAAUCAUGUCAGUCUUUGAGACACUUGCCAACCUUUUUGGCUCUAUAGUUUUUACAUCGGUAUAUGCUGCUACUGUGACGGUAUUCCCCGGGACUGUAUUCGUCAUCGACGCCUGUUUACACGUUGGAAUGUUCGCACUCAUGAUCUGGCUUGGAUGGAGGCUGAGAACAAUAUCCACCUCAGAAUGA